AUGGUUGAGUUCUCAAUCUUCCACGUAUUGACUUCGUUUAGCGACUUUAUAUUAUCUGGAGAAGUUUUGGAUUGGGCUGGAGUUGUCGAAAGCAGAAACUGCUUCAAAAAGAUCGGGUUUACAUAUAUUCAAAGGAAACGGGCAGAGGAAGCCUUAUUCAACGCGUUAAAGGCCAUUAUAUCUGAGAAUGGCGAACAAGCCGCAACAGCUCAAAAACUGCUCGCCAAUUUUAACGAGAUUGUCAACUCCAUAACUGCACUAGGCUUUGGAAUGAUGAAACCAUCAGCCAAAGAGAAGCAGAAUACAUUGCGUCGACCUAGGUGGGAAAAGAGUAUCAAGCCUCUAAUUGACAAGUAUGCGCUUGCUGUUGAAGUGAAGCCAGAAUCGGUUUUUGAUGAUUAUGUUCAGUCACCAUCAACAAAAAUUAUCUUCGAAAUACCAUUCGAGGGCGAGUUUGAUCUCAAAAAACAUUAUGACUUGUUAUGGGUACAAGAUAUCUAUCGGCGAUUCACGUUAUUAUUUGCCUUAUCUUUUAACAUGCUUCGCGAUGCAAAUACAUUGGAGAUAGCUUACAGAGAAUCAUUUGUUAAUCCUAUAAUUCCCAAGGCAUUCGAGGAUGUAAAUGACAAGAUUAGUGGAGAGAUAGAGAGCGCACAACGUAAGCAACAUCAAAAGGGCAAGAGCCUCGGGUAA
This is a messenger RNA of Paraglomus occultum, 693 nucleotides long. The record is from the annotation of a GenBank genome assembly. NCBI's taxonomy places the organism in Eukaryota, Fungi, Glomeromycota, Glomeromycetes, Paraglomerales, Paraglomeraceae.